Molecule: messenger RNA, 1014 nt
Organism: Boleophthalmus pectinirostris (great blue-spotted mudskipper)
Lineage: Eukaryota; Metazoa; Chordata; Actinopteri; Gobiiformes; Gobiidae
Product: olfactory receptor 52E4-like
Exons: 1
Coding region: 52-1014 (320 amino acids)
Biological process (GO): G protein-coupled receptor signaling pathway
Cellular component (GO): membrane
Molecular function (GO): G protein-coupled receptor activity; olfactory receptor activity
Source: RefSeq, a predicted model, not a curated record
AAUGUUAAGUAAAUCUCUAUAACUGUAGCUUCUUGUGUGUCUUUUACAGAUAUGGCCAACUCUACAGUGGUGAGAUUCUCCAUGUCCGCUUUUGCCCUGUUGAAGGCAGGCAGAUUUGAGCUGUUUGUCCUCUUCUUAACACUAUACAUUUUUACUAUUACCCUGAACAUCUUACUGAUCACUGUCAUUUCUAAAAACAAAAGUCUACAUCAGCCAAUGAAUAUUUUCUCAUGCCUUUUAUCUGCGAAUGAGAUCUAUGGGAGCACUGCUUUGCUUCCCGCCAUCAUGAUUUUGCUCUUGUCUGACACAUUUGAAGUAGCAGUACAAUGGUGCAUGACCCAAGUGUAUUUUCUCCAUACAUACGCUGGGGCUGAGUUUUGUAUAUUAGCUGUUAUGGGCUAUGACAGAUACGCAGCCAUUUGUCACCCCCUGCAUUAUCACAGCAUCAUGUCCAACUCCAGACUAAGCAAACUGAUAGCUCUAACAUUGCUAUAUCCAUGUAUUAUAUUUUUAAUGUAUUACUCCUUAACGCUACAGUUGACAUUUUGUGGUAAUGUCAUACCUAAAUUGUACUGCGUCAACAUGGAGCUUGUUAGAAAUGCCUGUUCAAAUGUCACUCAUAUAAGUAUAGUGGGUCUCUGUCUUAUUUUUUUCUAUGUGGUCCCUCAAGUGCUCAUGUUAACAUUUUCCUACAUCCAGAUUUUAAGAGUUUGCCAAAAAUUGACCAGAAAAUCUCAGCGAAAGGCUUUGAAAACAUGCGUCCCACAUUUGGUGUCAAUCGUGAACUACACAGUGGGAUCCCUAUAUGAGAUUCUCCAAACGAGAUUCAAUAUGAGCUAUUUAUCACUGGAGGCACGGAUUUUCCUCUCCUUGUAUUUUAUUGUCAUUCCCGCUAUAACUAAUCCAGUGCUGUACGGGAUGGGCACUCAGCUGGUUAGGAUUCAAAUCCUCAAACUCUUUAUCAAAUACAAGAUCCUGCCAACAAAGAUUACUGUGGCCGUGACUGCUGCAUGA